AUGGAUUGGAAGAGCAUAUUUCUAGAUCGUGUUCUAUUUCAAACUGCACUUAAAAAACCGGAUCAGAACCAUUUUCCCAAAGUUAAAAGUAACAGUUUUAUUGUUGACUCUGGCUAUACCGAACCUGGCUAUACCGAACUCUGGAUAUA
This is a messenger RNA of Entrophospora sp. SA101, 149 nucleotides long. The record is from the annotation of a GenBank genome assembly. Lineage: Eukaryota; Fungi; Glomeromycota; Glomeromycetes; Entrophosporales; Entrophosporaceae.